AUGGACUCUUUCAAAAAAAUUAACACCCAGAAAACAAACACGGAACUAGGUACCAGUUCCGAAGACGAGCUCCUGGCAUCAAGUCAAGAAAACGAGCGAAUCAAAUCCGCCGUAUUAACCAAUGUACGCAGUAGCAGCCGCAUUGCGCCUACUUCAUCCGUAACAGUAAAAUCGGUAGACAAGCGCGCCAGCCAUAGUGUGCCUGCUGAAAAAUCAAAAAAGUCUGAGGCAAAGAUCAGACGUCAAAGGUACCAGAAGGCUAUAUUCAUUCUUGGCAAGAUUGCUAAAAAUGAAUCUGAAGGUACAGAACAGGCAUUUGAUCAUACAGACAAAGUACGAUGCCAGAAGGUGGUAGAUGAGUACAAGGAAUACCAGGCCACCCUAUCACAACCCGCAAAGGCGAUGAAGAGGGAUCGGUCUCAGGAUGAGACGACCCAUACUUCAAAAAGCAAGGUUGCGAAAACAAUGUCUACUAGCAAGCCGUCAACAAACGUGAAAAGGGCACAUAGCGACGCAGCAAAGGAUGAGCUACUGGUGUCGCUCAAUGACGACAUUAUAGACAAUGGAAAAAAGGUGCUGGAGAAAUGGGGUGAGAUUGAGCCCAAGUUGGCUGAAAUGGUGAUGGAACACUUUUUAACAAAUGUAGACGCCCCUACACCAGGAUUCGACUCAUCGGAAGUGGUUCUUGGCUGUAGGGCCUUCAAAUGUUAUGACCAGCUAUCCAAAGUAUUUCUUGGCAACAGCAUUGCUAAUGUAAGUGAUGCAUGGGAAGGUUAA
Messenger RNA from Teleopsis dalmanni, 777 nucleotides. RefSeq lists its product as uncharacterized. The record is from RefSeq and is a predicted model, not a curated record. The transcript has a single exon. Bases 1 to 777 code for a protein of 258 amino acids. NCBI's taxonomy places the organism in Eukaryota, Metazoa, Arthropoda, Insecta, Diptera, Diopsidae.